UGUUUGACAGAAAUGACAAAUAGACAAGAUGAAUCAAAUCAACCUACGUAAAUGAUAAACCUUAUAAAGCUUAGCUUUUACAGAUAUAUUUGUCACUGCCAGACACAAUGUCAAAAGCUUGGGCGGGAUGUAAGCUGAAAAGCAAGGAGUUUUAUAGCUCUGAACAGCAUCUGAACACUGGCAAAAAUCCAACCAAAGACAUAUUGCUUUACACACAAAUGAGACAGUAUGGUAACCAAAAGAAAAACCCACAAAGUAUUGUGAAUGAGUACAUUGCUAGAGCUGUUCCAACCCUAUUGGUGGAAAAAGAGUUUGACAUGGGAAACAUAAAUAAGGUCUUCUCCUCACACUGGCUCAAUGACAGACAGGUUGCCUUCGGUACAAAAUGCAAUAAAUUGAUGAUAUUAGAUUCUCUGACAGGAAAACUUUUUCAAAUUCCGUCCAUAAAAAGUAGUGAUGACAGUUAUCCAGCAGAAAGUCCUUGUGGAAUACACAGUAUAGCCCUAAAUCCCUCAGGGACCUUAUUCGCCACAGGGGCCGAGAACACAAAUGAUCUGGCAAUUUACCAACUACCAACCUUUGACCCUGUGAUGGUGGGAGAGAGAGGGCACACAGAUUGGAUAUUCGAUAUUUCAUGGAUAGAUGACGAAUUUCUGGUGACCGGUUCUCGAGACAGUCGACUGUGUCUGUGGCGAGUAGACAACAAGGAGGAUAUAGAUCAAACCUCGCGUUUACAAAGUCUACAGGUACCGGAAUACGCCAUUAAGGGUCCAGAAGCUGUGGAAUAUUGUGACAAGGCUAACAAAGUCCGUGCUUUAUGCUACAACGAUAACAGAAAGGAACUAGCUGUUCUCUCCCUAAAUGCUUACUUUUAUCUCUGGGAUGUCGAAACUUUUACUGCUAAAACAUAUAGACGCCUUUUUCACACCAAGGAGAAUGUGUGUAUGUGUGUGUCCAAGGAGAGGACGCUGUAUGCAGUGGGGUCACAGUCUCAUAUUAACCUAGUAGACCCACGCUGUCCUAACACCCUCACGACUAUAAUCUCUCGCUAUCGGGGUGGAGGUGUACGAUCCGUUAGUUUUCGAGACGAUGUGCUAACAAUAGGAACUGGUGUGGGUAAUAUUCUGUUUUUUGACACAAAAGCAGGGAAAUACUUGGAGUGUGGGUGUGGACAUCCAUUUACUAUGACUGUUGGAAAUGGAUUUUUAUCAAGAGAUGAAAACUACAGGGAAUUUUUCAUGGACAAUAGUUAUCCCAAUGCCAUCUAUACACAUCAGUUUGACAGUACAGGGACUCGAUUGUUUGCGGCUGGCGGACCUCUACCUGCAGGACUAUGGGGAAACUAUGCUGGCCUCUGGCAUUGAUAUUCCUCCACAUAGGACUAGCAAAUAAAUUGUGAUAGAAACAUUCAAAACAUAUUUACAUUAGAUAUAAUAUCAAAGGCAAUUCGUUUAGAGGAUUUUAAAUAUCUUUUCAACUUUAUCAGACAUGCUGGAUUUAAUAGAGUCUGGUGUAUGUAGGUAUGUGAGAUAUAUAUAGGAUACUGGAAGAUAUUUACCAGUAAUAGUUCCACUGAAUACACUACCUAUAUAUGUAUGGCAGAAUACCAAUAUGUAUUCACAAAUGCAAAUCAUGAGUGAAGAUAUUGGUAUAUUCUGCAGCCAUAUGAGUGAUAUUUAAUGGGAAAUCAGUAAAUAUUUUGUUACUUUCAACGACAAAACUAUUACAGCAUGAAAAGUGUGAGAAUUAAUAGUGUAAUAUUUGACGUCAUAUUGUAAUGAUGUGACGCUUGGCAACAGGGCUGCACAUUGUUCUGAAUAGUUUACUUGAUGUAAUUUUAUAGUUUUCAGCUAUAAUGUGAAACUUUCUUGCAAGAAUUUUUUUCAAUUGUACAGCUGCAUAUAUACUGCGGUUUAUAUAGCAAUGGUGUACCAAAACAACCGUUUGUUUUAGUAUUGUUUUAUUCGCAUCUGAAACAGAAAUGAAUGCAGUGAAUAGAAAGAAUCAUUCUGAUUGGUCAAUACUAAAAAUGAUGUCUUUCCUUGUGAAGAUAUAACAUUCUGUUUAUAUGAUCUGCAGUAAAGUUUUUCGUCAAAAUGAUAAUUUCUGAUAUUUCUCAGACAAAGCCUCCUCGUGUUUGGCAACUUAAGAAUUUAUCCCCUAAGGUUAAGAUUCCAUUAUCUCGCCCCAAAGGGGAUGAGAGAUUCUAUUAGUCGCAGUAUACAAGAACCCCAAAUCAUUAUUAUAAUUAUUUAAAACAGUUGCAUGAUGUCACGUCAACAAAGCAUUGGACCUAAUUGAGUUUGAUGUUGGUAAAGUGAUAAUCAGAUUGUCGAUGGUUAAAUUCUCACUGCUGUCUUCACACCUGGAUGGCAAGGUGAAGAUCUAUGGUUUAAUUCUCACUGCUGUCUUCACACCUGGCCAGCAAGGUGAAGAUGAACAUCUAGGUAAACUUCAUUUUUGUAAAUCAUGCCACAAUGGUGGCCACCAUUAUGGAAAUAUUAUUGUCAGCCUUUCUUUAAAGAAUAUGUCGCUCAACUUUUGUCAGAUAACAAUGUUUUAUAGCUAGAUUUUCAGGACAUAAGCUCAAAUAAUCUGUCUGAGAAACAGAUUAGUUCCUUCAUAUGCUGCCAGUAGUUAUGUUUUAUAAUUAGUAUACGAUGUCUAAAUUUGUGUCUGAAUGCUGUUGGGGUUGUUUGUCAGAGAGAGAGAGAGAGAGAGAGAGAGAGAGAUUAAAGAAACAAAGUGCAUGAAUUACCACUGUUUUCCAGUAUGUGGACCCCACCUUUAGUGGCUUUAGGACAGUGGUGAUUAAUACAUGUUAUUGGGUGGUGUUAGACUGAUAUCAGAGUAUAUAAACUGGUCGAGUGAGCUUUGUAUCAGGUGAAAUAAUUGUCAUAUUCAUUUAAACAUAUUGUUUUAGCGAAUAACUGUGUAUGUGUUCUCAAAAAUUUCUGAUUUGUAAUUUUUUCUUUUGAAAAAUUUCAUGUUUGGAAUUCCAGGAAUGAAUUACGAGGUGAUCAAUAUCAUUCUUUUGAAUAUUUGCUUAUGUAUUGGAUAAUUUGAACAUGCAGGGCUUAUUUGUUCAAUGCUUAUCAAAUGGUUGGACCAGUUAGAUCCGAGUCUGUUCAUGAAAUAUGGACAGCCCUCAAGUGGCCAGAUGUUGCUUUCUGGCAAGCUUUUUAAAAAGAUGUUCAAGGCUUAAUUAAUAUUUGCAAGUCUGUCAGGUUGACAAAACUGUCAAUCUUGUAAACGGAAAUGAGGUCUCAAAAUCACUAAGUGUCACCGCAGGUCUAGGUGUUCAGUGUUUCCCAUGACAAUUACACUUAAUAUUCUCUAAUAGUAAAUUCUAGUUAGUAUCUCUGAUUUUCUAUCAUUUUCAAUGAAACUGCUGGUUAACAAAAGCAGUUUUUAAUAGAGAUGAGGUUUCAAUAUGACACUGAUCUACGUAGAACUUUGUUGUGUGUGUGUUUGGGGAGCUGGGAGGGGGGGAAUCUAUGAACAAUCAAUUUCAUUAUAUAUAUACAUUCUACACAUACAUAAUUAAUUUCUAUGCCAUUGAAAGAUGAAUUCUUCAAGUGAUUAAUACAUGUGUAAUUAACUUUAUACAAUUUUAUGGUAUGCUUGCUUCAUUUUCAUAAAGACGCACACCUGUAAAUAUAUAGAAUUUUAUUUGUAUAACUCCAUCAUGCAGGAACAUAUAAUCUGAAAGUUUGGUAUGCGUGUUUUGUUUUUCUUGUUUUUGCCCAGUUCAGUGCUCCAAAUUUGUUUUUAAAAGUAUUUGUUGUCUUUCUUUUUAAGGCUUCUUUUAAAAGCUAUUCCAGUUUCCCAGCUUGAACAUGGAAUAUAAUUAAAUAUUGGCGUGGGGAGUGAGGCACAUUUAUAUUUUCCCCCUUCCCCAUAGUAUAUAUAUUCUUGUAUCAAUGACACCAUUGGUAUAUAUUGUAAUAGUGUACCUCCCUUCCAAUCUAAUUAAAAUCAGAUCCAAAUUCCCAUUCCUCCACGAUACUCUUACAUAGUAUCGUAGAGGUACGAUACUCUUACAAAAUAUCUUACAUAGUAUCGUAGAGGUACGAUACUCUUACAAAGUAUCGUAGAGGUACGAUACUCUUACAAAGUAUCUUACAUAGUAUCAUGGAGGUACAAUACUCUUACAUAGUAUCGUAGAGGUACGAUACUCUUACAAAAUAUCUUACAUAGUAUCGUAGAGGUACGAUACUCUUACAUAGUAUCAUAGAGGUACGAUACUCCUACAUAGUAUCGUAGAGGUACGAUACUCUUACAAAGUAUCGUAGAGGUACGAUACUCUUACAAAGUAUCUUACAUAGUAUCGUAGAGGUACAAUACUCUUACAUAGUAUUAUAGAGGUACAAUACUCUCACAUAGUAUCAGAGAGGUACGAUACUAUUACAUAGUAUCUUACAUAGUAUCGUAGAGGUACAAUACUCUUACAUAGUAUUAUAGAGGUACAAUACUCCUACAUAGUAUCGUAGAGGUUCGAUACUCUUACAUAGUAUCUUAGAGGUACGAUACUCUUACAAAGUAUCGUAGAGGUACGAUACUCUUACAUAGUAUUGUAGAGGAACAGGAAUUCGGAUCUGAUUUUAAUUUGAUUGCCUCCCUUCCUUCUGCAUACUUCUGUAAUAGCUAAUUGCACAUCAGUCAUAUUCAUGAUAAACUUAAUAAUUUCGAUUAAUUAUUUGUUAUUUUAUUUUUUUAAAAACCCUGAAAUUGUAAUGAAAGAAAGAAUGAUAUAAUAUAUAGAUGGCCAGAACGAGAUUCAAACCUGGGACCCUCUGAACCCUUGAUGAAUUUCUAUAUUAU
Molecule: messenger RNA, 4824 nt
Organism: Mizuhopecten yessoensis (Yesso scallop)
Lineage: Eukaryota; Metazoa; Mollusca; Bivalvia; Pectinida; Pectinidae
Product: DDB1- and CUL4-associated factor 12-like
Exons: 9
Coding region: 108-1364 (418 amino acids)
Cellular component (GO): Cul4-RING E3 ubiquitin ligase complex
Molecular function (GO): protein binding
Source: RefSeq, a predicted model, not a curated record